AACACGUACGAAUUGAAUAAACACGGAGGAAUCGAGGGCAGCCGAUCAGAUCCUAACCGGGAGCACGAUAUUUGCCGAUCAAAGGAUGGGAAAUCCGAUCAUCCGGAGACGGCGUUGGGAAUUCGGGUGGAAGUCGAAGGGAAAAUACCGGAGCAGGUGGCAAAGUCCGUUAACGUGGACCCAGGUUCUGGAGGCGAGAUGGAAGAAGGUCUCACCAAAGACACCGACGCUAACUUGGACCGUGGAAUAUCGGCGGAGUUGGAUAAAACCACCGAUGGCUUCCCAUGUGCUGAAGGGAAAAUGGAGGCGAGACUCCCAGAGGUCCAGGGGGAAGUGAAGGAAGAAUUGGAAGACAACGGAGCAGACGAUGAGGCGAUGAUACCCCGCGAGGGGAUCGUGCGGCUCGACCAGCUGACUGCCGCGGACGCCCGUGUCGGAGAGCUGGAGUUGAAGCUGAAGGAAGUCGAGACGGAAAACCGGGAUUUGCGGAGCGAGUUGGAUAACACCAAGCAGGAAUUCGAGAGCAAGACGCGGGAAGGGCAGAAGGACAAGCGGACAGCAGCGGAGCUGAGGAGGAAACUAAAGCAGGCUGCGGAAAGACGGGCCGCGGAGGCCGCGCGCACCAGCGAGCAGGCCGGGCAGAUCGCCGCUUUGGAAACGGCGCUGGAGCAAGAGAGGGCUCGUGUGGCCAAAGCACAAGAGGCCAACCAGGCCGAAUUGGGAGGAGUCUUGCAGCCGGCGGCUAUCGCCGAAUGCGAUGGCGGGGAACCGAGCGGCGACGUUCCGAUCCUGCAGGGCGCCGCGGCGGAGAAAAUGCGACGACUCGCUCAACAAAUUGCGCGGCUGGAAGGCGACAAGACUUGCGUCGAGGAGAUCAUAGAGGCGCAGGAUGGGGCAGUGAAUGAGAAAGGCAGAGCCUUGCUGGAAUAUUUAAAGGGCAAGGAUGCUCACAGCCUCGAGCUCGACGACAUUGCUUCAUUCUUCCCAAACUGUUUGCGUAGCGUAUCCUGGGAAAAGACGGAGCACACGCCCAAUGAGGGGGACGUUUCUUCCGUGGAAACGGCGGGAGAGGGCGAGACGAGCAGCGGUCAGGAGUUGCUCCCGGAACUCCUCGAGAGCGGGGUCUGUGAGCUCGGCGGCCAGUUCCGGGAGCGUUUGGAAGAACUGCAGCGAAAAUGCGACGGACUUACCAGGGAGAAGGAGGAAGAAGGAGACGCCAAGAGGCGCGCCCAGGGUAUGUUCGAUGACCUGCAGUCUCGCAUUCACAGGGAGACCCAACAGCUGACGGUGGCCCUGGAUGCCCAGAGCAAGAAUAUCGAGGGCCUCCUCCAGAGCCUGGGAGAGAAGGAGCUCAACAUCCAGGUCUUAAAUGGACGUCUGCAGAGCGCGUUGCUAACGUUGUCUUCCCUCAGUCAGGAGAAUCACAGGCUGAGAGCCGAUUCGAAGACCGUCGCGGAGAUUUCGUGUACCAGCCCUGACAAGGGAGCUGCCCCGGGACAGGACACUGGAGAAACUCCUCAAGGCCACCAAAUUGAGGGGGGAAAUCGCAGUUCGCAGUCAGUCGAAAAAUUGGGCCAAAAGCCAGCUUCCUCCGCGAGAGGAUCUGCUCACGAAAAUACACGGCGAUCACAGUUUGAAACGGUGGAACGGUCAGAGCCUGGAUUCCACGAACAUUCCCUCCAGGGUGGAGUGAACGCAUCACAACAUAAGCCAUCUGGGGAAGAGAAGGGGCCCUCCGUGAAUGAUCCAGCCACGCAAAAUGUGCCCGAGGUGGGAGAGGAUGUUGAAAAAUGGCAGCAACCACCGGCAAAGGGAAACGGCAAAGCCAUUGACCGUAAUAAUGAUCAGUCGAUCGUACCAGGAGGGGGGAAGGCAAAUUCUACCUCAUCUGCAGGACCUCCACAAGGAGACAUGGAGAUGUCCUCCACACUUCCUCCUGGUGCCCAAGCGAAGAGGGAUGUUGAGAGUCGACGGCCACCCAGGGAACUGGGCCACGAGGGCAGUGGCAGUGGCAGUACCGACCCAGCGCAGAAUAGCCAAAGCAUCAGAUCUUCUGAUGGUUUGCCGGUGAAGGUUGAUGAUCCGGCAGAGGGGCUGAUGGUCCUUCACGCUGAGGCGGCCCAAGCUGAACCACGAACAAUAGCCAGUGGACAUUCCCCAACCAAAGUUCUUGCGAGUGAAGAAAAGUCGGAGGAAGGGCUGAUUGAAGAAGACUUUGAAGAGGAAGGUGGCGGCGUGAAUGAUCCGACUCUGGGAGCAGUCCACAGUCUGAGCGGCGAGUUAAACAGCCCCAACGACGAAUGCACGAUUCUGAAACGGGGGAAGGAACAGCUUGGUUCAGAAGCGCGGAGAGCAGCAGACGGCUCGCCACGCGAGAGGGAGAACUCGGUGAACGCGAUCCGAUCCGGCGAAGAUCAGCUGGGGGUGAGCAGCGACGAGCGGAAGCGUCUUCGGCAGGAGCUGGGCGCGCUGCGGGAGUGGAAGCAGGAGGUCUUGGGAGAUGUUGCCACCUUGGAAGCCGAGAGAGGAAGCAACCGAGCGGAACUGCACUCGUUACAGGGCUCGGUGCGUGGGAUGCAGAACCACGUCAAGGCACUGGAAGCGGAGCGCGGGGCAUUGGAAGACACAGUUGAAAGUCUGAAGCACUCUGAGAAGCACCUCUACCAAGAGCUGGAGCAAGCCCACUUUGAGAAGUCUGUCCUGCAGAUUCAGGUUGAGACUCUGCAGAAAGCAGCGGUUGACCUGAAUGAAGAGAAAAUUAAUCUGCUGAGCAGGCUGAAGCAACGAGAGAAUGCGUCUGAGGAUGAGGACUUGUCCACCGAACAUCUACAGUGCAGUGGCCUUCAUGACGAGCCAAUGACUGAUCAUCGGCAAGGUACUGCAGAGGUCACAGCGAGCCAGAUGCACGCUGACCUGAUGGCUUUGAGACAAGCCGUGCGGGAGAAAAGCGAAGAGGUCGACAGGAACCUUCUCGUCUACACAGACUUGCUGGAGAAGCACCAAGACCCGGAGACUGCCGACGAAACGUGGUCCGCGGUCACUGAGCCGGCCUAUCGGGACAACGCAGCGGGGAUGGCCGCGGGUUCGGAGCGUGGAUCGGUCUCCGGGCAACAAGCGGUCGGCCGUUCCGUCGAGCGGGACCAGGCCGAGACCAGCCCGAGGCCGCCUCAUCACGGUCAACCUCGAGGUCCCUCGGCUGGGUUGAACCCCGCGGCGCUCGCCAUGAAAAUCGACCCCGCCAAGCUCGCCGAGAGAAUACGCAGAAGCCGCCAGUUCCGGCACCAUCUGUCUGUGGCCUACGAUGAAACGGAAUACGAGCCCUAUGGGCUUCCUGAUGUGGUGCAGAAGGGCUUUGCUGACAUUCCUUCCGGAUCUUUCUGCCCGCAUAUCCUGCGUCGAGGAAUUCUAAAUUCCACAUUUUGCCCAGCGCAACCGGAUGACGGAAACACCGACUAACCUCUGGCAACCGAGGGUGGUAAGAAAAUGGCCACAAGUCAAUGGAGCCUUCCAAUGGACGAUGGGCGUUCCUGGAGGAAACGGGAAUCUGCCUUACGAUCGAUAUUUCGCCAGCCUCGUUAAAAUAAGAACCUGUUUAAAGGUUCUUACUUGGAUACGGUUGAUAUGUACGUGCCUUUUCAAAUAUCGAUGUGUAUAAGAAAAUCUCAGGCUCAUCGAGUCUCUCUCUAGAGGAGAACAAACGUUACUGGUUGUGCUUGUUCAAAUUCCUUGGUGCAAUCUUAAUUUAUUUGAGUUUUUUUUUCAAUUUUCAUUAAAAAAUAAAUCUGUCUAUUUAAAAAUAAAUAGAGCGGCACUUUGCAUUGGACCAGAUAGACACAGUGCAGGGCAAUGUGAUCCUGUCAGUUCUCCUCCUGCUACGAAGGGCCGAAUGGCCUAUAGAAUUAGGCCAUUCAGCCCAUCAAAUCUACUCCGCCAUUCAAUCACGGCUGAUCUAUCUCUCCCUCCUAACUCCAUUCUAGUGCCUUCUCCCCAUAACCCCCGACACCCAUACUAAUCAAGAAUCUAUCUAUCUCUGCCUUAAAAAUAUCCUUGGCCUCCACAGCCUUCUGUGGCAAUGAAUUCCACAGAUUCACCACCCUCCGACUAAAUAAAUUCCUCCUCAUCUUCUUCCUAAAGGAACGUCCUUUAAUUCUGAGGCUGUGACCUCUGGUCCUGGACUCUCCCACUAGUGGAAACAUCCUCUCCACAUCCACUCUAUCCAGGCCUUUCACUACUCUGUAUGCUAAAAUGAGGUCUCCCCUCAUUCUUCUAAACUCCAGCGAAUACAGGCCCAGAGCCGUCAAACGCUCAUCAUCAUAUACGUUAACCCACUCAUUCCUGGGAUCCUUCUCGUAAACGUCCCCUGGAUCUUCUCCAGAGCCGGCACAUCCUUCCUCAGAUAUGGGGCCCCAAAAUUGCUCACAAUAUUCCAAAUGCCGUCUGAUCAGCGCCUUAUAGAGCCUCCGCAUUGCAUCCCUGUUUGUUGUAUUCUAGUCCUCUUAAAAUAAUUGCGUUUUCCUUCUUUACUACCGAUUAGUUGUAAUUUAACUGCCUACAUAUAUGCUGUAGAAAAUGGGUGCAGGAUUAGGCCAUUCGUCCCUUUGAGCCAGCACUGCCAUUCAAUAUGAUCAUGGCUGAUCAUCCCCAAUCAGUACCCCGUUCCUGCUUUCUCCCCAUACCCCUUGAUCCCAUCAGCCCUAAAAGCUCAAUCAAACUCUCUCUUGAAAACAUCCAGUGAAUCGCCCUCCACUGCCUUCUGUGGCAAAAAAUUCCACAGAUUCACAACUCUCUGAGUGAAGAAGUCUUUCCACAUCUCAGUCCUAAAUGGCCUACCCCUUAUUCUUAAACUGUGACCCCCCCCUUCCCGGCCCCUGGUUCUGGACUCCCCCAAUAUGGGGGACAUUUUUCCUGCAUCUAGCCUGUCUAAACCCUUAAGAAUUUUAUAUGUAGCAGCUUCCAACGUGGCCUUAAAGAGGAAACAAUAAAUAUAUGAUGAGAAAAAAUUGUAAAGCCACUGGGAAUGGAAAUAAUGGAUUGCUCUGGCAAAGAGCUAGCACGGGCAUGAUGGGACAAAUGGUCUUUGCAGCCAUCAUUCUGUUAUUUUGAAUGUUGUUCCAUUGAGACUGCAUGUCUCACCAGUUGAAGGUCUGAAGAAGGGUUUCGGCCCGAAACGUUGCCUAUUUCCUUCGCUCCAUAGAUGCUGCUGCACCCGCUGAGUUUCUCCAGCAUUUUUGUGUACCUUCGAAGGUUUGUUAUAGUUCGUUCUGUUGAUAUUGGAAAUAAUGUCAUGUUACAAUUUAAGAUAUGGCUACAAUAGAGAAUUUUAUUGGCAAUAUGUGGCUUCAUAUAGUUGUUUAUCCAAUUUUCAACAUUGCAUUGUAUUUGUAAAUAGGUGUUGGGAUCUUGUUUUAAGGGUUAUUUAUUGAUCAUAUUUUAUCUGGAAUUUUGUCAACUGUGAAAACACUAUUAUAUUCCUUAUUUUCAUUGCCAUUGUAUACAGACUUGUCAUGAUCAAAAUCGUUGUUAUAUGGAUAUCAUUGGUCACAAGGAACAGAAAUAGAUCAUUCGGCCCAUCAAGUCUACUCCGCCAUUCAAUUAUGGCUGAUCUAUCUCUCCCUCCUAACCCCAUUCUCCUGCCUUCUCCCCAUAACCUCUAACACCUGAGUUCUAUUACAGCGCCGGAGACCCGGGUUCGAUCCCGGCUACGGGCGCUGUCUGUACGGAGUUUGUACGUUCUCCCCGUGACCUGCGUGGGUUUUCCCCGAGAUCUUCGGUUUCCUCCCACGCUCCAAAGACGUACAGGUUUGUAGGUCAAUUGGCUUGGUAUAAGCGUAAAAAAAUUGUCCCCAGCGUGCGUGUAGGGUAGUGUUAAUGUGCGGGGAUCACUAGUCGGUGCCUGUUUCCGCGCCGUAUCUCUAAACUAAACUAAACUACUUGUUUAAGAAAGAUCUGCAGGUGCUGGAAAAAUCGAAGGUAGACAAAAUUGCUGGAGAAACUCAGCAGGUGAGGCAGCAUCUAUGGAGCGAAGGACUAGUUCCUAAAUCUCAGUCCUAAAUGGCCUACCCCUUAUUCUUAAACUGUGACACCCCCUCCCGGCCCCUGGUUCUGGACUCCCCAAACAUGGGGGCCAUUUUUCCUGCAUCUAGCCUGUCUAAACCCUUAAGAAUUUUAUAUGUAGCAGCUUCCAACGUGGCCUUAAAGAGGAAACAAUAAAUAUAUGAUGAGAAAAAAUUGGAAAGCCACUGGGAAUGGAAAUAAUGGAUUGCUCUGGCAAAGAGCUAGCAUGGGCAUGAUGGGACAAAUGGCCUGUGCAGCCAUCGUUCUGUUAUUUUGAAUGUUGUUCCAUUGAGACUGCAUGUCUCACCAGUUAAAGGUCUGAAGAAGGGUUUCGACCCGAAACGUCACCUAGUCCUACGCUCCAUAGAUGCUGCCUCACCCGCUGAGUUUCUCCAGCAUUUUUGUCUACCUUUAAACAAAACUGUACUUGAGUUUUGCUCCAUCUUCUGAGAUGCAGGUUUAGAAUUGCUUCCUUUAAAUCUUUGAAUUCAAAAUUUUACGUGUGCAAAUGUCCUUUGUGCUCAAUUGUCGAAUCUAAUCUGCAAUGUAAAACGUUCACUCCCUGAGAGACUGAUUGCUUUUGAGAUACCUCAUGUGAAAUCUUUGAAGUUUUCUCUGUUCUCAAUUUGUUCAGACUAUUGUUAGUGUUUACCCUGCAUUAAACAUUUGAACUGUCGGCCCUUCAGUGGGCGAAAACAUCUUGUGCCUCUAACUAAAAUAUAAUUACAUGCCCUUGCAAUGGA
Messenger RNA from Leucoraja erinaceus (little skate), 6797 nucleotides. RefSeq lists its product as uncharacterized. Gene Ontology annotation, molecular function: dynein complex binding; microtubule binding. The transcript is spliced from 4 exons. The record is from RefSeq and is a predicted model, not a curated record. Bases 199 to 3456 code for a protein of 1085 amino acids. Gene Ontology annotation, cellular component: spindle pole; nucleus; chromosome, centromeric region. Lineage: Eukaryota; Metazoa; Chordata; Chondrichthyes; Rajiformes; Rajidae. Gene Ontology annotation, biological process: regulation of G2/M transition of mitotic cell cycle; metaphase chromosome alignment; mitotic cell cycle.